This is a messenger RNA of Tetranychus urticae (two-spotted spider mite), 1848 nucleotides long. RefSeq lists its product as uncharacterized. The record is from RefSeq and is a predicted model, not a curated record. NCBI's taxonomy places the organism in Eukaryota, Metazoa, Arthropoda, Arachnida, Trombidiformes, Tetranychidae.
UAACUCAAUUUGUUUUCUGUGAGAACCACUGGUUAAAGUGUUAUAUGUAAUAUAUUUUCCUACAUCUUCACCAUGUUGAAGCGUUUAUUUUUCUUGUUUUCUCACAUGACUUCCUAUUCUCGUGAACUUCAACUUGCAAGGGUUAAUUGAUUACUUUCUCAAUCUAUCUUUUGAAACAAUCAAGAGACCGGAUUGACUUAGAAGGAUAUUCAUGUGCAUUAACGGAAAUAAUUAACUGAUGAUAACAACUAAAAACCAUCCUUUAACGUUCAUGUACAUUACAUAUUGUACCAUUUUUCAUCGCCUUGCCACAGUUUAGUACCAAUAUCGCUACCCAAAUGUUAGUUUUAAUCAGCCUUACAAGCUGAUUUUAAUUCCAUUUUUGACUUUUAUCAAUAACUUCAUGUUAAAGUGUUAAAUGCCUUAAAAUGUUACAUUGGCCUCCGUCAACAAUCACAGUGUUUGUAAUUACAUUUGUUAUACUCAAGUCAUCUGCAAGCUCAGAUAAACCUUCAAGCCUAUUGUGUCCACCCAAUUGGAUUUAUAUUGCUAUAGCUGAUAAGUGUAUUAAAGGUGGACAAGUUUCAGGUUCUAAUGACGAUAAUCUUAAAUAUUGUAAUGGCCUGAACGCGUCUAUGAUAACAAUUGAAUCAAGUGAGGAAAAUGAUGAAAUAUUCAAGCAAUUUGCCUCAUUGCAUAUCUUUCGAUUCUGGAUUUCUGGUAGAACAGAAGGAUUUAAAUUGAAUAAAAAACAUCAAACUAAAGUAGAUUUGAUGAAAUCAACAGAUUUCAGCAAUUGGGGACUCAAUUCACCCCAUUGUACGCCAGGUGAACAAUGUUGUAUUAUGGUCAACUCUUUCAAACAAUGGCAGGAUUAUGAUUGCUUGGAGGAUUUCAAUUUUGCCUGUGAGAAACGUCGUAUUUUUGAGUCAUCCGAGUUAAAUCAAAUUGUUUCAGCCGAAAACCUAAGUCCAGAAGAAAUCGAAUGCUCCGGAAAAGUAAUCCUAGAAAUGAUGGCUCCAAAAAACAUGUCUCAACUAGAUGAUAUUUAUGCGAAAGUGAACAGCCAAAUUGAAGCCAAUCAUACAAUUUCUGAAACAAAUUCAGUAUUUUCAAAACCAGAGGCAUCUUCACCCGAACCACAACCACCAAAACUUAAUAAAUACCAGCCACCAGCAGCUGCAUCAUCACUAAUCUCACAACCAGCAGUAUUACCACCAAUUUCAUCACUAUCAGACUCAUCAUUAUCAGCAUCAACUUCAUCGCCUUCAAUCUCAAUUUCACCACCCUCAACUUCAUUACCAUCAGCUUCAAUAUCGCCAACUUCAUUGCCUUCAACUUCAUCAUCUCCAGCUUCAUCGUCAUCAACUCUAUUGCUAUCAACUUUGCCACCUUUAACGGAAUCAACCUCAGUAUCAUCACCACCGGUAGUAACAGUUUCCGAGGAAUUGAUUAAUCAUAUUAUUAAAAGAUAUCAAAAAAAUCAAUUGAAUGUAAUAAGACUGUGGUUUGACUUAAUCAGAACCCAUCGUAAUUCAAGUGAACGAUCAAGACAAUUUCAGCGAUCAAUAAAGGAUCAAGGAUUUCAACUGUCUAACUAUUUACUCGUACUGUUAACAGGCUUGUCAAUCUUGGUUCUGGUGGCAACAAUUAUCACAUUAUUGAUUAUUACUCGCCGAUUUUUACGUCAAAAGACUCAAGAUACUUACCAAAUGUCAUCUCGUCUUCUUGAAUUAGGUUAUGAUUAGGGAAUCCUGGUUUGGACCUUUACUCACCUGCUGUUUACCUAAUCAGUUUGACGAUUAAAUGUACAAAAUAAAUUGUUAUUAAAUUUAAUCAUUCCAAUGA